Molecule: messenger RNA, 636 nt
Organism: Dentiscutata erythropus
Lineage: Eukaryota; Fungi; Glomeromycota; Glomeromycetes; Diversisporales; Gigasporaceae
Source: the annotation of a GenBank genome assembly
CGGACCUAGUCAACCGUCCAAUCGAGAAUCUAAUCAAGAACCAGAUCAACCGAAUAAAGAACCUAAUCAAGAGGUUGGACCGACAAAUGAGGAUGAUGAGGGAUUUAAUAAUUGUGAUCGAAUGAUCUUUACCAAAAGAUUUGAAGCGAUGGAUGAUCGAAAAAAAUGGUUGCUGAAGAGUGGGAAAUUUGUUGAGGAUGUCUUGUAUGAUUUAGGAAUGAGAUGUAAAUUCCACAACCUGGUUCAUUCAUUCAUUAUUGAUUGUGAAGAUAGAUUUGUUCAGUCAGGGUUCACAAAUAAUGAAUUAAUGGAGAUUAGAGAAGCAUCUGAUAAACAAGGUGAAAUGCAAAUAGAUGAUGAAUUAUUGAAUUACAUAAGUACUUUUGCAAAGAAUUCCACCGAGGAAAUACGAGAAGCUUUAUAUGCUUUACAUCCUAAUCUUACUCGUAAUUAUAACCCCAUAAACGAUUUCAAAUAUGAACAUAUUAGAACGACGGUUUCAGACUGGGUCCGUUUGUUAGAGAUGAAACCCAAUCCACUUACGAUGACAAACCUACCCGAAAGUUGGUUCCGGGUAAACGUUUGGCGGACUAUAGAUAUUGCUUUCUCCGAUAUACCUUUUAUGUUUUUUGUAGG